Solanum pennellii is the source of this 1449-nucleotide messenger RNA. RefSeq names its product probable terpene synthase 3. Lineage: Eukaryota; Viridiplantae; Streptophyta; Magnoliopsida; Solanales; Solanaceae. Gene Ontology annotation, biological process: diterpenoid biosynthetic process. Gene Ontology annotation, molecular function: magnesium ion binding; terpene synthase activity. The record is from RefSeq and is a predicted model, not a curated record. The coding region runs from base 1 to 1326 and encodes 441 amino acids. The transcript has 8 exons.
AUGGAUGGAUUUGGUGGUGAGGCAAAGAUCACGCGUCGGAGUGACAAUCAUCAUCCUUCUGUUUGGGGAGACCAUUUUCUUGCCUAUGCUAAUCUCUUGGGAGCCAAUGAAUGGGAAGAGAAGGAACAUAAGGAUCUAAAAGAAGGAGUGAGAAAAAUGCUAGUGAUUUCUCCUUCCAAAUCUUUGCAAAAACUUGAACUUAUAAACACAAUCCAAUUGCUUGGAGUGUCAUACCAUUUUGAACAUGAGAUUGAGGAAUCAUUGAGUGAAAUCUGUAAUGGUUAUGAAGAAUGGAUUGGUGAAUUUGGUGAAAGUGACCUUCAUGUUGUUGCUCUAAGCUUUCGAUUACUUAGGCAACAAGGUUACUAUGUCUCAUCUGAUGUUUUUAGGAAGUUCACCGAUGACCAAGGAGAUUAUAAAACAGCAUUGGUUAAUGACACGCACGGGUUAUUAAGCUUGUACGAGGCAGCACAAUUCAUAGUACAUGAUGAAGAAAUUUUGGAUGAAGCAAUUAAUUUCAGCACCACUCAUUUGAAUUUAUUGUUGCCUAAAUUGAGUAAUUCUCUAUCGAUGCAAGUCAGCUGUGCCCUAAAAUAUCCAAUCAACAAAACUAUAGCCAGGGUAGCAACUAGAAAAUACAUGUGGAACAUCGACGCUACAGAAAAUCUAGCGUCGUAUACGAAACUCUAUUACACUGCUCUCCUACAUUUUUACAAUGAAGUAGAGAAAGAGUUGGAAAAGGAGAACAAGUCAUUUCGAGUCAACUUUGCUAUUAGUGAGAUGAAAAAGUUGGUGAGAGCUUAUUUUCAAGAGGCAAAAUGGUAUCAUGGGAACACAGUCCCCAAAAUGGAGGAGGAGUAUAUGAAGAAUGGAAUUCAAACUAGCACUAUCCCAACUCUAGCUACUGCUUCUUGGUUAGGCAUGGAUGAUGAAGCAACCAAAGAGGCAUUCGAAUGGAUUACAACUGAACCUCCAAUUCUUGUUGCUUCCUCUAACAUUGCAAGAUUGUUAAAUGAUAUUGUAUCACAUGAGAGAGAAAUAGAAAGAGGAGAUGUAGCUUCAAGUAUCGAUUGUUACAUGAAUGAACACGAUGCGACAAAGGAAGAAUCUUACAUGGAGAUAAGGAAAAUAGUAGAGAAUAAUUGGAAGGAUUUGAAUAGAGGAUGCCUAAAACCUACAACAGUACCAAGAGUUUUGCUCAUGCCAAUACUUAACCUUUGUAGGACGUCAGAAUUCUAUUAUAAAGAUGGAGAUGCUUAUACUUUUUCCAAAAAUAACUUAAAAGACGUCAUUUCUAUGGUGCUUGUUGAUCCCAUUGAAGUAUAAAAGCAAAUUAAAGGGCAAAAUAAAGAAAUUAUUAUCCACUAGAAUGCUUAUAUUUCUGUCACACUUAAUUGUGUAUGUUUAUUUGUUACUCCAAUAAGCAGGUUUUGUAAACAACACUGCAUG